This is a messenger RNA of Camellia sinensis, 3184 nucleotides long. RefSeq lists its product as uncharacterized. Lineage: Eukaryota; Viridiplantae; Streptophyta; Magnoliopsida; Ericales; Theaceae. The record is from RefSeq and is a predicted model, not a curated record.
UCCAAUUUUGUGAUAUUGUUUUGAACACACACACACACACUCUCUCUCUGUUUUUAUCUCCGAAAAUUAGGGUUUUGUUUUUGACACUUGGACGACGAACACACAGCUACACAAAAGGUGAUAUGUGUGGAACAAUCAAUCUUAAUCUCAUUAGGCCACUACUGUUGUUUUCCAAUUUCUUGUGCUUUGAUCUGAAAUUUGGGUUUUUGAUUUUGUAUCUAUUGAAUAGGUUUUGUUUGUUAGGGUGAUCUUUCUUUUUAGGUGUAGAAAUGGUGGGUUGUGAUUGAGUGUGGUGGUGGGUGGCCCAGGGGAGAGGGUAGUGGGUUAAGAUGACAGAUAUUCAGCAACAAUUGCAACAGAAAUCUGAAACCGCCACAGAUGCCCGCUCUGAAUUUGAGCUGGGAUUGGAGGAUUUUAUGCGUGGACAAUUCGAUGGUUGUAUGCCAUUUGCAUCAUGUAGCUCUCCACGUAAUGCCGAGGAUGAGGAUGAUGAGGGUGAUCAACUUGUUAGGAGGAGGAGGAGGUCGGAUCUUGAAGGGGAUGAUUUAGCUGAGUCUUCUGCUGCCCGGAGGCGCCACUCGCGGAUUUUAAGCAGUUGGGCUGCCCGGCAGGCACAGGAGAUGAUUACGACGAUUGAGAGGAGGAAUAGAGAAUCGGAGUUGAUGGCACUCGCGGGUCUUCAUACAGUUUCCAUGCUUGAUUCGUCAUUCUUAAGGGAGUCACAGUCUCCUACUUCGAGAAGGCAGGGUAAUGUCGAGAGACCAAGCACCCAGUCAUCAUCUAUUUUGCAAAUGUGGAGGGAGUUGGAGGAUGAGCACUUGUUGAAUCGUGCUCGGGGAAGGGUGAGAGAAAGAUUGAGGCAACAGAGGAGUGUCGAGUCGAAUACAAAUGUGUCUACAAAUAUGUCUGAAAGCCGGGGUAGUGAGAUUCAGGGAAGUUUGGAGGAUGCUAGUGAAAGUGAGAAUGACUUUGGAAGUUGGUCCCAUGAUCAGAUGGUGAGACAGAAUGAGCAUGAUGACCGUGAUACUUCUAGCCGUGAGCAAUCUCCUGACCUUGGUGAAGUUGAGAGGGAGAGGGUCAGGCAUAUUGUUCGGGGAUGGAUGGAGAGUGACAUCACUGACCAUUCACCUAAUGUAACACAGAGGAGCAAUAAUAGUCCAAGAGCAGAGUGGCUUGGUGAAACUGAGCGUGAAAGGGUUAGGAUUGUGAGGGAAUGGGUGCAAAUGACUAGUCAACAACAGAGAGGAGCUCGUGGUGGUCGAAGGGAUGAACAAGUUGCUGGACUUGUACCUCAAGCUGACCAACUUCGGGAAGCGCUGGUUGUUGACCAUGAUGAAGGCCAGCCUGAGCAUGCUCGCAGGGACAUGCUGAGGUUGCGUGGGAGACAAGCUCUAAUCGAUUUGCUUAUGAGGAUUGAGAGAGAAAGACAGGGGGAACUUCAGGGUCUGUUGGAGCAUCGGGCUGUUUCUGAAUUUGCUCAUCGCAACCGCAUUCAGUCAUUACUCAGAGGUAGAUUCUUGCGAAAUGAAAGGCCUGUUGAGGAGGAGAGACCCCCUUCUAUGGCAGCGAGUGAAUUGGUUCAGUUAAGACAACGACAUACUGUUUCUGGCUUAAGGGAAGGGUUCCGCACCAGAUUAGAAACUAUUGUUCGUGGUCAAGUAGUCACCAAUCCUGAUACCUCACCUAACAAUAACACCACUGAUUCUAGAAAUGAUCAGAUCCAUACAAACAUUCCACAAGGGGCCCAACAUGAAAACCAUGAGCAGUCGCAACCUAGAAGCCAGGCAGCUGACAUCCAUCGGUUAUCAGAUCCUAUAGGAAAUUCUGAAAACAACACAGCUGCUGAGAGCAUUUUUUGGGAAGCUAGUGUUAAUCACGGAAGUGAUUGGCAGGAACAAGGCAUGGAAGAUGGCAGAGGAAACUGGCAGAACGCUGCAUAUAAUCAGUUUAAUGAAUGGACAGAUGGCACUGCUGGAGAUAUGGAUGUUAAUUGGCAGGAAAAUCCUGUUAAUGAUUGGCCCCAGGAAACUCUGGGAAAUGAAGGUGUCGAAGAGGGUCAUCCGCAACAAACCCAUGAGGGUUGGCAUGAAAAUGAUGCGAGGGAAGCUGUGGAAAAUUGGUCAGAACCACCUUCCGACCCCCCUAGAAUGCGCCGUUUUAUCCCAAUCAGAAGAGUCAAUAGAUUCCACCCACCUGAUGAUGAUAAUGUGUAUAGUAUGGAACUCAGGGAACUUUUAAGCAGGAGAAGUGUUUCUAAUCUUCUUCGAAGUGGUUUCCGUGAGAGUCUGGACCAAUUAAUUCAGUCAUAUGUAGAAAGGCAAGCCCAUGCUCCGAUUGACUGGGAUCUGCACAGGAACUUGCCUACUCCGAUACCUGCUUCACCAGAGCGGGAUCAGGAGCAACAGAGGGAUGAGCAGAAUGGGAAUCCGAAUGAUGCUAUGGGUAGACCUUCACUGGUACUACCAUCUCCUCCAGUGCCCCCUCCACAGCCACUUUGGCAUCAGGAUUUACAUCAUUCUACUUGGCCUCGACAUGGCAUGCAUCGUUCAGAACUUGAGUGGGAGAUGAUUAAUGAUCUAAGAGCAGACAUGGCAAGGCUUCAACAGGGCAUGAGUCACAUGCAGAGGAUGUUGGAGGCCUGCAUGGACAUGCAAUUGGAGUUGCAACGCUCGGUAAGACAGGAGGUCUCUGCAGCUCUAAACCAGUCAUCUGGUGGAGAGGGGCCGGCCGAGUCAUCGGAGGAUGGAUCUAAAUGGGGUCAUGUUAAGAAGGGAACUUGCUGUGUUUGCUGUGAUGGCCACAUUGAUUCUCUUUUGUACAGAUGUGGGCACAUGUGCACUUGUUCGAAAUGUGCCAAUGAGUUGGUUCGAGGAGGGGGGAAGUGUCCACUGUGCCGGGCACCCAUUGUUGAGGUUAUUCGUGCUUACUCCAUACUGUAAAAUGAAAAAGGCUAAAAGAAAAAGAGGAAAACAAUUGAGUGAAAAUAUUUAGGAGAAUCAUUAACUUUCGAGUAUUUAUUUUGUAGAGUGUGUGUUUAGUUUUGCCGGUGUUUUCUGAUAUUAUUUAUAUGGCAAACGCUUUUGCAUUGUAUAAUUGGAAUUAACAAAAAUGGCACCUUUUUUUUGAUGAUUCUUCAUUCAUUCGUAAAUAAAAUUCCACUGAGAAUUCUCUGUUUUCGUUCUCA